Molecule: messenger RNA, 1320 nt
Organism: Trypanosoma brucei brucei TREU927
Lineage: Eukaryota; Euglenozoa; Kinetoplastea; Trypanosomatida; Trypanosomatidae
Exons: 1
Coding region: 1-1320 (439 amino acids)
Source: RefSeq, a predicted model, not a curated record
AUGGAGAAUUCGUGUCCAGGGGAGGCGAGAACGCCACCACGAAAUUCUAACGAUGGCGGGGGAGGGGUUGAGGCAAUUCUCACCAUGCAAACCAUGUCACCACUUGACAAAGUUCGUCAGUUCUUCGAGGAGCAGGAGGUUCAACUGCAAACUACAGCGGGUGAUGAGCAAACCAAUACUAACCCUCUGUUGGAUGAUGUGUUAGACACUGAGCCAAUACGGGGUGAGUUGUUCCUCUCUGAUGAAGUGGAGGCAGAUGAGGUUACUGCCUCGCACGUUGAUCCGCAACAGAAAAAAAGAAAGAGGCAGGGCACUGCCAGUGGAGAGAAGGGGCGAAAAGAGUCCAGAAAGGCACGGCGGGCAACUGCUUCCGACGACACUGUUCAUAAGAGCAGCAAAUACCGCGAAAAGGAGGAUGCAAAGCCAAUGGUUUUGUUCCGUCAGUCGCAAAAGGCCCUCCGUAAGGAAGCGAGGCAUGUGAGUAUGAAGGAGGUUCUCUGCCGUUCUUUGCCUGGUCUUAACGAUGGGAUAAACGAGCGAAGUAAUUUAUUUACUCCAUCAGGCGUAUCACAAGCGUCUUCCACAUGGUCGUCAGCAGUGGCGGCAGACAUAACCAACCGAUUCCUCUCCAACGUCCAGCAAAAGAAAAAAGAAACCUUUGAGCGGUUGCUGCAACGCGAAAUGACAAAUUCACAACUGUCAUUUUCUAGCGCGGGAGAAGGGGACGCGAGUUUGGGUGGAGUGAUGGGGGAACUUGUGAUUGGUGACGAAUCAGCCGUCAUGACGCCACCGGCUAGUGACUCCAACUUUCUCGCAGGGGAAGGAGCUCUGGUUGAGUUGACGACAGAAACCGCACCCUCCCUUUCGUCCACGCAGGAUCCAUUCAUGUCCUGCAAUGGCAUGUCCCAGGGGUUUGUAGAACUGGACGAAGAAACAGAGCAGGCGCAAUCCGAUGCUCUGGUGCGCAAGCACGAACUCUGGCGUUUGCGGCAGAGACACCUGCGGGCACAACGAAGCGGAGAGGAGAGCAAUCCCCAGGUGAAGUUGGAAAAGGAUGAUCACCAGCACAAAUCUCUGUCAUCGACUUUCACCGGUACCACGCUGUCGACACUCUCCACGGGAGCAUUACAAGGCGUUGCAACGCAUGACGCUGACGGGGCUAUCGAUACCGUGCUGACGCACCGUAGUGCUCUGAAGCGGACCAUCAGCGCAACACUUGAGCUAUCCACUGAUCACAUCGACAUGAUACGCCGCGCAAACUCUUUCGACAACAUAUCUUGCCAGCGGAUUGUGGUUUUCGAAGCAAAGAAGGGGAAAUAA